Messenger RNA from Tricharina praecox, 763 nucleotides. RefSeq lists its product as uncharacterized. NCBI's taxonomy places the organism in Eukaryota, Fungi, Ascomycota, Pezizomycetes, Pezizales, Pyronemataceae. The transcript has a single exon. Bases 56 to 664 code for a protein of 202 amino acids. The record is from RefSeq and is a predicted model, not a curated record.
CCAUAACAGGAGCACAACCACAAGCUUCUAGAAAGUCAUUAUCUCCAGCUCUCCCAUGUUCCGCCCACUUCGCCUAUUUUCAAAGGCUGCCGAUCCUAUCUUUUGUCCAGCUGCAUUGGACGGGCAGCCAUGUAUUAUUCCGCAAUGCUUCUUUUCGCACGAAGUUUACCUUCCUCAACCACCCCCGGCGCCUCCUCCACCAUCCAAGCCUAUCACCGCGCCCGCGCCCGCGCCCACGCCCACAGAACCAGAAGAUAGCUACGAGCCGCCGCCCGCUAUUACACCGCCGAAGAAGACGGUGGAUCCACGGUUACGGGACAUUGUCGAAGGGAAGAAGAUCACGGAAGCGAAGAAGACACAGGAUCUUGUGGCAGCGAGGGACAAACGGCCUAGAUCAGUUGAGGUGCAAUGCGGAGCUGCAAAAGAUGUCAAAGAUGCUAUCAACUCGGCAACUAAGGGCGCGUCGAAAGCCGUCGAGACUGGAAACGUGUCGCCUGGAGCUUCGUCGGUCAUAGCUUCGUCGGAUGCCUGGCCGACUCCAGCGCAGUCGAGCAAGAAGCUCAAGACCUCGAAGGCAGGAGGAAGUGAUGUACCUGUCGAUGAAUUCUAUGGAAAUCAUGUUUGUGUCCCGCUGAGACCCGGACGUGGAUCCGGGCCCGACUAAGCGGUACCUAUGUUUAACUGACCGCAUGUCAUGUGUAGGUGCCUUCCAACACGACGGCCGUUUCGAACAAAGCGGGAACCGUGAAGUCUACCACGGCAA